CGAGCUCGGUCUCUCCCUCUCUCUCUCUCUCAGUGCUCGCAGUGUCCAAAGAACUAUCCAAACCAGAGAGGAACCAUGUCUGCCAUGUACGGAGGAUCAGCCCUCCUCUCCGCAGGCUCAACCUCUCUCCCUCCCAAGUCCCAAGCCCUUGCUCCGAUACCCUUCUCCGCCUCGAGGCCCGCGCCGUCUCUUUCCUGCUCCGCCGCGAACGCCGCUCCUCGCGCUGCCUCGAGCUCGAGGAUCGUUUCGGUGUCGCGGAGCAUGGAGAUGGCGAUGCCACCGCCGACGCCUUACGGUGCUGCGGCCUCAGGAUUGUCCAGUAAAAGUUAUGGAGUGCCUCACAAGUUGGACAUGAAUGAUUUAUAUGAUUCCAAUUUGAGUCGUGGUGCAAUAGAAGCCAAAAAGGGUAACCCUCCUGUAAUGCCUGCAGUAAUAACUCCUGGAGGGGCACUGGACCUCUCAUCUGUGUUAUUUAGAAACCGCAUAAUUUUCGUUGGGCAGCCAGUCAACUCACAGGUGGCUCAGCGGGUUAUAUCACAGCUUGUGACUCUUGCAACCAUUGACGAGGAUGCAGAUAUACUGAUGUAUCUGAAUUGCCCCGGUGGAAGCACAUACUCAGUGUUGGCAAUUUAUGAUUGCAUGUCUUGGAUAAAGCCAAAGGUUGGUACAGUUUGUUUUGGAGUGGCAGCAAGCCAAGGGGCACUUCUUCUUGCUGGUGGAGAGAAGGGAAUGCGUUAUUCGAUGCCAAAUGCACGGAUCAUGAUACAUCAGCCUCAAAGUGGAUGUGGGGGCCAUGUUGAGGAUGUUAGGCGCCAAGUGAAUGAAGCAGUUCAAGCCCGCCAUAAAAUUGACAAAAUGUAUGCUGCUUUUACUGGUCAACCCCUUGAGAAAGUGCAGCAGUACACAGAGAGGGAUCGUUUCUUAUCCGUUUCUGAGGCCAUGGAAUUUGGACUCAUUGAUGGAGUUCUGGAGACAGAAUACUAGUCUCAAGAGUGAGGCCUGGCCAUUCUUUUCGAAUACAGAAGUUUCUCCAAGCAUUUGUGGCGCAAAUUGUAGGAUAGAGGUAGUGAACGAGGAGGGAUUGACUGCUGCCUGUAGAAGUGCAUUGUAGAUUAUUUUUGGAUGUUUUUGUUAGUCAUACUGUCGUACAUUUAAUCCUACAAAGCAUAAGAAGGCAGGCUCACCGGUUCUGUA
Messenger RNA from Syzygium oleosum, 1194 nucleotides. Its product is annotated as ATP-dependent Clp protease proteolytic subunit 6, chloroplastic. Gene Ontology annotation, cellular component: endopeptidase Clp complex. The coding region runs from base 76 to 984 and encodes 302 amino acids. Gene Ontology annotation, biological process: protein quality control for misfolded or incompletely synthesized proteins. Lineage: Eukaryota; Viridiplantae; Streptophyta; Magnoliopsida; Myrtales; Myrtaceae. The record is from RefSeq and is a predicted model, not a curated record. The transcript has 9 exons. Gene Ontology annotation, molecular function: serine-type endopeptidase activity; ATPase binding; ATP-dependent peptidase activity.